Molecule: messenger RNA, 632 nt
Organism: Sphaeroforma arctica JP610
Lineage: Eukaryota; Ichthyosporea; Ichthyophonida
Exons: 1
Source: RefSeq, a predicted model, not a curated record
AUAUUGGUAUUGAUAUUGAUAUUGAUAUUAGUAUUGAUAUUGAUGUUUAUAUUGAUAUUGAUAUUGAUAUUGGUAUUGAUAUUGAUAUUAAUAUUGAUAUUGAUAUUGAUAUUGAUAUUGAUAUUGAUAUUGAUAUUGAUAUUAGUAUUGAUAUUGAUGUUUAUAUUGAUAUUGAUAUUGAUAUUGGUAUUGAUAUUGAUAUUGAUAUUGAUAUUGAUAUUGAUAUUGAUAUUGAUAUUGAUAUUGAUAUUGAUAAUAAUAUUGACAUUGAUAUUGAUAUUGAUAAUGAAAACGAUAUUGAUAUUGAUAUGGAUAUUGAUAUUGAUAUAGAUAUAGAUAUUGAUAUUGAUAUUGAUAUUGAUAUUGAUAUUGAUAUUGAUAUUGAUAUUGAUAUUGAUAUUGACAUUGAUAUUCAUGCUCAUAUUCAUAUCUAUAUUCAAAUUUAUAUUGGUAUUCAAAUUCAUAUUGGUAUUCAUAUUCAUAUUGAUGUUGAUAUUGAUAUUGGUAAUGAUAUUGAUAUUGAUAUUGAUAUUGAUGCUAAUAAUGAUAUUGAUAUUGAUAUCGAUAUUGAUAUUGGUAGUGAUAUUGAUAUCGAUAUUCUUAUUGAGAUUGAUAUUGGUAUUGAUAUAUGA